Molecule: messenger RNA, 2697 nt
Organism: Lasiodiplodia theobromae
Lineage: Eukaryota; Fungi; Ascomycota; Dothideomycetes; Botryosphaeriales; Botryosphaeriaceae
Product: DNA mismatch repair protein msh4
Exons: 6
Coding region: 1-2697 (898 amino acids)
Biological process (GO): mismatch repair; reciprocal meiotic recombination
Cellular component (GO): nucleus
Molecular function (GO): ATP-dependent DNA damage sensor activity; ATP binding; mismatched DNA binding
Source: RefSeq, a predicted model, not a curated record
AUGCGCACGGUCCACCAGGCCGCCGCUGCGACGGUGCCGGCGGCAACGUCUUUGGCGCCGGUUGUCGCUCCGCGUGCGAGCCCGUCCGUCCCCGACCUCCCGCGCCGAACUCACCCACCGACGGCUCGAGUGCAGAAAACGGCCAUGGCGACGUACACGUCUGCGACACACACGGCAGCUUCUCGCCCUCGCACCGGCCAGCGCACCCAGCGCCGGCCAGGCACGGGGCGGCCAACCACAGCAGCGACCAGUGGUGCUGGGAUCGGAGCCCAGCGCGUCGUGUGCGCCGUCAGCGAGUCUCGCGGCAUCUCUCCCACCGUUGGCCUCGCCAUCGUGAACCUUGACGCUGUCCAAGCGGUUCUCUGUCAGAUCUGCGACAGCCAGACCUACGUGCGCACCGUACACAAGUUGCAGGUCUACGCGCCCUGCGAGAUCCUCAUCGUCUCCACCGCUGCCGAUCCCAAGUCCAAGCUCUUUUCCAUCAUUGAGGAGAACCUGCAGGGCAUCGACAGCCGGAUCACCCCGGUCGACCGCAGGUACUGGGCCGAGACGGCCGGGACCGAGUACAUCCAGCAACUGGCCUUCGCCGACGAUGUGGAGGCCAUCAAGCUGUCGCUUGAGGGCAACUAUUUCUGUGUAAUGAAGUACGUUGAGUUGGGUCACGGUGUGACCUUCCCACCGCAUGCUCUGAAGAUCAAGUACGAGCCCUCGGAGGGCUCCAUGAUGAUUGAUGUCCCCACCAUAUGUGCCCUGGAGCUCAUCCAGAACCUCGAGAAUCCAAAGUCCCGGUACUGUUUGUUCGGUUUGUUGAAUGAGACGUUGACGCCAAUGGGUGCGAGGCUGCUACGCAGCAACAUCCUCCAGCCGCUCACAAAUGAGGACACGCUAAAGAAUCGUUAUGAUGCGCUAGAGGAGAUGUCCACCAAGGAGGACCUUUUCUUCGCCGUUAUUCUAGUUCCUACCAAGCCUUCGAUAUACACCAUGGAGCAAGCCAUCAACCAUGUCAUCAUGCUCAAGCAAUUCGUCAUAUCAAUCCGGCCCAUCUACGAAGCAUUGACCGGAGCCAGAAGCACGAUGCUCCGCGAGAUCCAAGCGUUCUGUCACCCCGACCUCAUCGACCCCAUUCAAGAGCUGAUCGAUUCCGUGAUCAAUGAGGAUACAGUCUUCGCCAAGAGGCCGCUGGACCUGAGGAACCAGCACAUCUACGCAGUGAAGGCUGGUGUCAACGGUCUCCUCGAUGUGGCACGUCAAGCAUACAGAGAGGCCACCGAGGAUGCAUAUCAACUGGUCGACGAGCUUGGUGAAACACACAACGUCGGCCUCGCGAUUAAAUUUGACCCAGCGCGCCAGUUCUACAUCCAGCUCAACACCGCAGAUGUAGAAGACCGGGCUUUACCGCCAAUUUUCACCAACGUGCACAAGAAAAAGGGGGUCAUCGAGUGUCAGACCAUCGACCUUAUGAAGCGGAACCAGAAGAUCGUCGAUGCACACAACGAGGUUGUCUGUCUAAGCAACAGAUCCGUCCAGGGUCUUAUCGCCGAACUCCGUAGAUGCGUAGCUACUCUCUACCGCGUUUGCGAAGGUAUCGCCAUGCUGGACAUGGUAUCAUCAUUCGCGCACCUCGUCGCGAGCCAAGAGUACAUCCGCCCUACCCUGGCCAAGACUCUUGCCAUCAAAGCAGGUCGUCAUCCAAUCCGAGAGAAGAUACAGCAAUCAAAAUUCGUCCCAAACGACUUUUAUGCCACCCAACAAAAGCGAUUUCAAGUCAUCACUGGCUGCAACAUGAGCGGCAAAAGCACUUACAUCCGGGCUGUUGCCCUCAUGACUGUCAUGACGCAGAUUGGGAUGUUUGUGCCCGCACAAUACGCGUCAAUGCCCAUUCAACGACAGCUAUUCGCUAGAGUCUCACUUGACGACAGUAUUGAGGCCAAUGUUUCCACUUUCGCCGCCGAAAUGAGAGAGGCGGCGUUCAUCCUACGGAACAUCAGCAAGGACAGCAUAGCCAUAAUUGACGAACUAGGCCGCGGAACCAGCACUCGUGAUGGCCUCGCCAUCGCGCUCGCAAUUGCUGAAGCUCUGGUCGACAGUCAUGCUUUCGUCUGGUUCGCCACACAUUUUCGCGAGCUCGCCGAGAUCAUGGCCGAAAGAAACGGCAUUGUAAACCUCCACCUUGCUGUAGAUACGAGAGUCGAGGAGGGAGCCAUGAACAUGCUAUACAAGAUUGCGGAAGGUCCUAUUAGUGAACAGCACUAUGGACUCACACUUGCACGGGUGGUGCCUCUCCCUUCCGAAGUCCUCGAACAGGCGGGCCAAGUUUCCACGAAGCUGAAGCAACGACUGCACAGCCGAGAAAAGACAUCACCAAAUGUGAUCCGGGAGCGCCGCCGGGGGUUGCUACUCAGUCUCAAGGAACACCUCUUGCAAGCCCAAAGCGGCGCUAUGGAAGGACUAACGUUGGGGGGCUGGCUGAAGGAGUUGCAGCGUGAGUUCGUCAUCAGAAUGUCAUCAAUCGACGCUGCCGCUGCAGAGGCGGAAGACCUCGCAAACGAGGAUGGAUGCGUCUCCGAGUCAGAUUUCACCACGGCUCACAAAGACAUGUUGAUCCCUGCAGCAUCAGAGGGGUGCGUUGGCGAAAAGCCCAGCAGUGCCACUGCAAUUCCAAGCAGUGGCUCGUCGACGACUACUGAAUUAGGAUAG